UUAGAGGUCAAAAGGUCGAUCUCGAUGUCUUUUUAGACUCUAAUCCAAGAUGUCGGGAUUUGGUGAAAAUUUCAACGCAUUUUCGGGCGCCGCAGGAAACUAUCCGAGGGGACGUGAUCGUGACAAUGACUACGGAAGGGGCGGUGGUGGUCAUGGUGCUGGGGGAUACAGUGGGGGUUACGGCGGAGGAGGGGGUUACAGUGGGGGAAAGCAGCAGAAGCCUCUGCCCACAGAGCCCCCUUACACUGCCUACGUAGGCAACCUACCGAGUGAUUGUUUGCAAGGGGAUCUGGAGACGAUCUUUGAGAAUCUGGCGGAAAAGAUUAGAGUUGUCCGUCUCGUGCGUGACAGGGACACAGAUUCCUUCAAAGGGUUCAGUUAUGUUGAAUUUGAUGACUUGGAGUCAUUGAAGGAGGCCCUCCAGUACAACGGUGCUUUGUUUGAAGGAAAGCCAUUGAGGGUCGACAUUGCAUACAGCAAGAAAUCAAAAGAUGGAGGACGGGGAGGCUUUAGCCGAGGUGGGAGGGGCAGAGGUGGUCCAAGCCGAGGGGGAUUCAGGGAUGAAGGCAACUUCAGUGGCGACUUCAGACGGGGUGACAGGGGACCCCCAGCUGGAGACGAUGGGUACUACGGGGGAGGCGGCAGGGGGCGGGAGGACUACGGGGGCUCCCGAGGACAGAGAGGGGGUGGGUACCGGGACCGAGGGGGAUUCGACAGGGAACGCACUGGCAGGCCAGACGACUUCAAAGAGCCCGAUCCUGCGGAUUCCGCAGGACGACCAAAGCUCAAACUCCAGAAGCGGACUGUCAAGGAUCCUGUCAACCAGCUGGCGGAUGACGUGCAGCGCAGCUCCAUCUUUGGACGCGGGAAACCGCGUGAAGAGAACCUCCAGAAGCUGGAGAAGCCACGGGGCGAAAGCGCAGACUGAGUUUUGGGGGAGGGGGGGUUGGGGACUGCAGGAAAGAAAGAGGCAGCUCAUUUGGAGGCAUCUGUAAUUUAUACCAAUUAUUCCUGAGAAUCUCUUCUGAGUUUUUUCCCCGGCUUGGAAUCAGAGUUGGGAGCAGAUAAGUAAACAUGAAAAAAAGAAAAGAACGUUGUAAUGUGCCCUUGUAUAUAUACCCAAAAGUUUUUUUGUCUUUAAAUUUUUUCGAGAAUUUCUUCAUUGGUUAGCAAAUGUGUAUGUUCAAUUUAGCCUCGUCCAAGUCUGAUUGCAAUUUUUUACGCUUUUGUGUCAGAUUUCAAAGCUGUGGACAGGAUAUCACAGUGUGUUUAGUAGCAUUGGACCAGUUGCAUCAUUUCAUCAACAGCAUUAAGUUUGCUGCAUGUUGUAUGUUCCCCAAACAACUGAAAUUAUUUCAGGCACAUACUGUUGGAAGUCUUGGAUAUAAAAUAUUCUUUCUUUUUAAUAAAACCCACGGAAGGAAAAAUGUGAUUUAAAAAAAAAAAAUCUGCACCGAGUUAACUUCCUACUUCAGAAGUGUUCUUGUGAAAUUGUGGCUAGAACUGUAAAUUUUAAUAUGAAAUGAAUGCAUGAUCUAAGUUCUACAAUCCCGUCUAUCAAGAUCAAGCCGUGAUUUGAAUGGCACCCCAUUUUCAUUGUAGCCGGCAUUGAGUCUGAUUCUGUUUUUUACUCAUUCAAGUCUCAUGCACGGUAGUGCAGCAUUCUGUGAAGCUUUCGAAAAAAUGGAGUUUUGAAACAACAUUCAGAAGAUUUUUUUCUUUAAACAGGAAUAAAUGAUUCUGUAGAAGCUCAA
Messenger RNA from Acanthaster planci (crown-of-thorns starfish), 1754 nucleotides. Its product is annotated as eukaryotic translation initiation factor 4H-like. The record is from RefSeq and is a predicted model, not a curated record. Gene Ontology annotation, molecular function: RNA binding. Lineage: Eukaryota; Metazoa; Echinodermata; Asteroidea; Valvatida; Acanthasteridae.